AAUUAAGUAUCGUUGAUAAGGUGUUGUAUGUUUUUAAUUAGUAUAGGAAUUGGACAAGUAAGAUAUCACCAACAUUACUCAAGAUUGCAAACUGGAAGAAACAAAUAAUGAAAUUGUUCAUUUUAGUAGGUGUCACGAUUUUAUCGUGUUUAUCAACUUCUUUGGCAGAAAAUAACCAGAAGCAAAGUAAGGUGACGGCAACUGUACUACUUUAUUGCGAUGAUAAAGGAAAUAAGAUAGUAGCUACUGGUCACGUACCUAAGGAAGUGGCAAAAAUUAUUAAAAAAUCGAUGGCAAAGUACGGUAAGAUAGAAAUUGUACCAGCUUAUAAAGAUACCAAAGGCGUACCACCCAUAGACAAGGCUAUUCACAUAAUCAAAGCAAAAUACAAACGUGUGUUCGUAGAAAAUGUCCCUAAAACUGUAAUUGCGAAAAUAAUGGCACAGAAAAUUAUGAAAAUGUUAGGCAAAACUAAUAAUGUGAAGCAUUAUAAUGUGUCAGAACACACGAAAAGUGUUGCAAGUCUCACGAAGGCCGUGCUAAACAAGAAUCUCGAUUCAAUCCCGAAGCAUUUCAACAUAACUCCCAUGAUUGUAAAUUCAUUCGUUCCCAACACGGUGUAUUAUGCCAUCGAUUCAAAGGAGCACCCAGUUUUGCAUAAGUACAGCCACUUCAAAGAUCUCGUCGUUAAGAUGAGCAGCGCCUGGAAAAAGAUUAAAUCAGUUUUUUCCUAAAAUUGUCAUGAAACAUUAAAAUAUCGUCUGAUAUAAUUA
Molecule: messenger RNA, 773 nt
Organism: Spodoptera frugiperda (fall armyworm)
Lineage: Eukaryota; Metazoa; Arthropoda; Insecta; Lepidoptera; Noctuidae
Exons: 2
Coding region: 108-734 (208 amino acids)
Source: RefSeq, a predicted model, not a curated record